GCACACUAGACCCACCGAUCGCGACUUUGUGUGUGUUAAAAUGACGCGCAUAUCGUUUUGGGCUAAUAAUAUUGUUCACGUUUUAUAAAACAGAUACACGGUUAAGCUCUGACCGGUCGUAUUAUUAUCUGUGUGUUCUUGGUUGACACGUUUAUUUCAUUUAUUCUCAUUUAAAGCAACGAUGUGAAGAACAGUGCGGGCGUUUCUCAACAUAAGAAUACAUACAAACUUAUGCGUGAUGGUGAGCAAAUAAAAUAGUUCAAAAAAUUACUCGGCCACCGCCUUAACCGUACAAACGGAAAUACAUAAAGCAUAGAGGCGUAGUCGGUGAGUCAGCCACGCCAACAGUUAACAGUCGUCAUUUUGCUGUCUGUCUAACACGCAAUUUGUGUGUGUAUAUGUGAAUAAACAGAUACCGGUAUGCAAUCGCAAAGCUGGUCAACUGUAAAGAUCGAAUAAAUUCGGCCACAAUUAAUAUACUUAUUUAUUCAUCAAAACCAAACCACCACAAGAGCAUAACCAAUCAUGUUAAAGUUUAUCAGAGGAAAAGGGCAGCAGCCCAGUGCUGACAGACAACGCUACAUCGUAAGUUUAGAAUAAAUACGGCCACAAUUAGUAUACAUAUUUAUUCAUCGAAACCAACCCACCACAAGAGCAUAACCAAUUAUGUUAAAGUUUAUCAGAGGAAAAGGGCAGCAGCCCAGUGCUGACAGACACCGCCUACAGAAGGACCUUUUUGCUUAUCGUAAGACGGCACAGCAUGGCUUUCCUCAUAAGCCUUCGGCUCUUGCGUAUGAUCCAGUUUUGAAACUUAUGGCAAUAGGGACGCAAACAGGGGCUUUAAAAGUUUUCGGUCAACCCGGAGUUGAAUUGUACGGUCAGCAUACUUUGUUAAACAAUUCAGCAUCGGAGCUUAAUGUACAAUUACUUGAAUGGGUGUAUGGAACUGGUCGCAUACUUUCGUUGACGGCAGCGAAUCAAUUAAUUCUAUGGGAGCCAGUUGGAGCAACGUUGCUGCCAAUCAAAACACUACCGUUUGACGGCAAACUUAAAAAAGUUUCAUCGCUGUGCUGUUCUCUCAGUAAGGAUCUGCUAUGGAUUGGAACAGAAGGUGGAAACAUCUAUCAACUGGAUUUACAUACAUUUACCAUUAAGGAGCCUGUAAUUUACCAUGACGUUGUGCUAGAGCAGGUGCCACCAGCCUACAAGCUAAAUCCUGGUGCAAUUGAGUCAAUCCGCCAACUUCCAAACUCCCCUAGCAAACUUCUAGUUGCAUACAAUCGCGGCCUUUGUGUUUUGUGGGAUUUUGAAAGCGCAUCUGUCCAGCGAGCAUACAUAGCCCCUGGACAUGGACAGAGCGUUGGUCUUACAGUGAACUUCGAAGGAUCUGAAUUUACCUGGUACCACGCUGAUGGUUCAUACGCCACUUGGAGCAUAGAUAACCCAGAACCGCCGUCGAAUGUUAAUUAUGUGCCUUAUGGACCUGAUCCAUGCAAAAGCAUAAAUCGACUGUACAAAGGCAAGCGAAGAUCCAACGAUGUAAUUGUUUUUUCCGGCGGCAUGCCACGGUCAGCAUAUGGUGAUCACAAUUGUGUGUCCGUUCACGCCAGCGAUGGACACAAAGUGUGUCUUGACUUUACGUCUAAAGUGAUUGACUUUUUUGUGACCUUUGAAAAUAAUAGAGAUGUCGCUGAAGUUCUUGUUGUACUACUUGAAGAGGAACUCUGCGCUUACGAUCUUACUGACCCUAAUAUUUGUGCUAUCAAAGCGCCAUAUCUUCACUCUGUCCAUGCAUCAGCUGUCACUUGCAAUUACCUUGCUUCUGAAGUCGUACAGUCGGUAUAUGAAAGUAUUUUAAGAGCUGGAGAUGAACAAGACAUUGACUAUAGCAAUAUUAGCUGGCCUAUCACUGGCGGUACUCUCCCGGAUAACUUAGAAGAAUCUGUAGAAGAGGACGCGACUAAGCUUUAUGAGAUUUUGUUAACUGGUCACGAAGAUGGUUCUGUUAAAUUUUGGGACUGCACUGGAGUGUUGCUUAAACCAAUUUAUAAUUUUAAAACUAGCAGCAUUUUUGGAAGUGAGUCAGACUUCCGAGAUGACGCAGCUGCAGAUAUGAGUGCGGAACAAGUCGAUGAAGGAGAACCGCCAUUUCGGAAAUCAGGACUUUUUGAUCCUUAUUCAGAUGACCCUCGUUUAGCAGUGAAGAAAAUAGCAUUCUGCCCAAAAACCGGACAACUUAUUGUUGGUGGCACAGCGGGCCAAAUAGUUAUAGCCGACUUCAUAGACUUACCCGAAAAAGUGUCUUUAAAAUACAUUUCAAUGAAUUUGGUCAGCGAUCGUGAUGGAUUUGUGUGGAAGGGUCACGAUCAGUUAAACGUGCGAUCGAACUUAUUAGACGGAGAAGCAAUUCCUACGACGGAACGUGGUGUAAAUAUAUCGGGAGUACUGCAAGUUUUGCCGCCAGCCAGCAUAACAUGCAUGGCACUCGAAGCAAGCUGGGGCCUAGUAUCUGGUGGGACUGCGCACGGCUUAGUUCUCUUUGACUUCAAAAACUUUGUUCCAGUAUUUCAUCGCUGCACUUUAAACCCAAAUGAUCUUACUGGAGCAGGAGAGCAGCUGUCUCGUCGAAAGUCUUUUAAGAAAUCAUUGAGGGAGUCAUUUAGAAAGCUUCGCAAGGGUCGAUCGACCAGGACCAACCAGAGCAAUCAAGUACCAACAACGCUGGAAGCAAGACCCGUCGAGAGGCAAAUAGAGGCUCGUUGUGCAGAUGACGGGCUAGGAUCCAUGGUGCGAUGUUUACUAUUUGCCAAAACUUAUGUUACUAAUGUCAACAUAACGUCGCCAACUUUGUGGUCAGCAACAAAUGCCAGUACAGUCUCGGUUUUCCUUCUGCAUUUGCCACCAGCGCAGACCGCGGCAACUGCCGUCCCGUCGGCAAGUGGCAAUGCACCACCACACAUGCCCCGCCGAAUUUCUGCGCAGCUUGCUAAAGAAAUACAAUUAAAACAUCGUGCUCCUGUGGUGGGUAUUUCUAUUUUUGAUCAGGCGGGUAGCCCUGUCGAUCAGCUGAACGCCGGUGAAAACGGGAGUCCACCGCAUCGUGUACUUAUUGCUUCCGAGGAACAGUUCAAGGUGUUUUCACUUCCGCAACUAAAGCCGAUUAACAAAUAUAAGCUUACCGCUAACGAAGGUGCUCGGAUUCGCCGCAUCCAUUUUGGUUCGUUUAGUUGUCGCAUAUCCCCGGAAACACUGCAGAGUAUGCACGGUUGUAGCCCAACUAAGUCCACGCGUUCACAUGGCGAUGGAGAGGCGGAUCCUAAUAUCAGUGGAAGCUUGGCUGUAAGUCGUGGAGAUGUAUAUAACGAAACAGCAUUGAUAUGUUUAACGAAUAUGGGCGAUAUCAUGGUUUUAUCAGUACCUGAAUUAAAAAGACAGCUGAAUGCCGCAGCAGUGCGACGGGAAGACAUUAAUGGAGUUUCGUCACUUUGCUUUACAAACUCUGGAGAAGCACUGUAUAUGAUGUCUUCUUCUGAACUGCAGCGUAUUGCUUUAGCCACGUCCAGAGUCGUGCAACCCACUGGCGUUGUUCCAGUAGAACCAUUAGAAAAUGAAGAGUCUGUGUUGGAAGAAAAUGAUGCAGAGAAUAAUAAGGAAACCUACGCAUGUGAUGAAGUUGUGAAUACAUAUGAAAUUAAAAAUCCAUCAGGCAUUUCAAUAUGCACAAGGCCUGCAGAGGAAAACGUUGGAAGAAAUAGUGUUCAGCAAGUUAAUGGAGUCAACAUUUCAAAUUCACCUAAUCAAGCUAACGAGACUAUCAGCAGCUCUAUUGGCGAUAUUACCGUUGACUCGGUGCGCGACCAUUUAAAUAUGACGACCACCACUUUGUGUUCUAUUAAUACAGAGGAAACCAUUGGUCGCCUAUCUGUACUUAGCACGCAAACCAACAAAGCCAGUACUACCGUAAACAUGAGUGAAAUUCCAAAUAUUAAUAUUUCUAAUUUAGAGGACUUGGAAUCGAAAAGAAAUACGACGGAAACGAGUACUAGUUCUGUUGUAAUUAAAUCUAUAAUUACAAACAUUUCUCAUGAAAAAACGAACGGAGACAACAAAAUAGGAACGCCAAAAACAGCGCCUGAAGAAAGCCAAUUUUAACAUUGACAGAAGCCGUAACCUACUAAUUAUUUUAUACCUUUACAGAAAUACGACGCAAACGAGUACUAGUCCUGAUGUAAUUUAAUCUAUAAUUACAAACAUGUCUCACUAAAAAUCGAACGGGGACAGCAAAAUAGGAACGCAAAAAAAUUAAAUUAAAUUAAACGCGAUUUACAUACAAACAGAAAUGACAGAAUGAUAAUAUAAAAUAUUCAUUUUUUAUUUGGCUUAAGCGAUGUUGUUGUUCCAAAACCAUAUAAUUAUUUAUGAUUUUAUGUAAUGUUUUCAUGUAUUUUCGCGUAGUGACUUUAUACCCUUUACCCGUAUGAUGAAACGAAACAUGAUAUUUGUAGAAAGGUACAAAGGAUAAAAGUUGACAUUUAAGGCCGAUUGUAAAAUAUUAAAACGCAACCUGGAUAACAUGCCGAUUAAUUACUUCUGUUCGUCCGUAUAAACACAAAUACCGAUAAAUUGGUCCGUCCCCAUUUAAUAAAUUGUAUAUUAAAAUGGUCUUUAUUUUGGAUAAAUAAUUCAAAUUAUAUAGGAACAUUUGGGUUUUAAGGGAUAGAAACAGCGCUGGUGUCUUUCAUUUCCGUUCGUAUGACCGUUCAAAGAUUAUAAAAAAAUUGUCGUGCCCACAUUUUUUAAAUUUCUUUUAUUUUCGGUUAAAAUAUUGUGAUACAAAAAAAUGCCCUUACAAAAUUAGGACAACAACAAUUUGCUUUAUUAUGAUGAACAAAUUAGGAGUACAAAAAAUAGCCUGAUGCAAGGAUGGGGAGAAAAAAGACCUUGAAGUUCAAAAGAAUUUGUUGUAUCAAAUCCUCAAUAAGAAAACUACUUAAAAUUAAAAGCGUGUUUCAAAUUAAUUGUAGAAUAUUUCGUAAAAUGAAAUUGCAAACUUUUUUAGCACGAAAUUACAUGUAUUUAAUUCUUUGGCUAAUACGUCAGUUAAAAAAGGCUACAUUUUGAUGAUACUCACAAAUGUAAUUUUUGCAUUCUACACAGGUGCAAUUAAAAAAUUAUGGUUUUUAUGAGUUUUAGAGGGAAGAAAAUAUGUCAAUAUGAGAAGUAAGUUAAUGAGCCUUCAAGUACUUUAGUACAUAAUGUAAUUUAAUUUUAGAAAUCCUACGGCUUUAUAUUCAAUUGUAAAGUAUUUUAAAAUUCCUGACGAUUUGUAGUAAUUGUUUUGUUCUUAGCUUUUUUGCAUUCUCCUCCGUUACUCCGUUACUCGUAUAGUAAAAGGUAUAGUAUAUACAAUAGUAUUGUAGAUUCGUUGAGAAGUAUGUUACAGGCAGAAGGAAGCUUUUCCGACCAUAUAAAGUAUAUAAUUGAGUAUUUAGCUUAGGAUUAUUAAUAAAACAUGUAUUUUAUUUAAC
Messenger RNA from Drosophila melanogaster (fruit fly), 5528 nucleotides. RefSeq names its product lethal (2) giant larvae (gene l(2)gl). Gene Ontology annotation, cellular component: cell cortex; endomembrane system; cytoplasm. Bases 667 to 4152 code for a protein of 1161 amino acids. The transcript has 11 exons. Lineage: Eukaryota; Metazoa; Arthropoda; Insecta; Diptera; Drosophilidae. The record is from RefSeq and is marked reviewed.